AUGUUCCCGCAGGGACGGCACCCGACUCCCCUUCAGCCCGGGCAGCCCUUCAAGUUCUCGGUCCUGGAAAUCUGCGACCGCAUCAAGGAGGAAUUCCAGUUCCUGCAGGCCCAGUACCACAGCCUGAAGCUGGAAUGUGAGAAGCUGGUGAGUGAGAAGACAGAGAUGCAGAGACAUUAUGUCAUGUACUAUGAGAUGUCCUAUGGGCUGAACAUUGAAAUGCACAAGCAGGCAGAGAUUGUCAAGAGACUGAGUGCCAUCUGUGCCCAGAUGAUCCCCUUCCUGACACAGGAGCACCAGCAGCAGGUCCUGCAGGCUGUGGAGAGAGCCAAGCAGGUGACCAUGGGGGAGCUCAACAGCAUCGUUGGGCAGCAGCAGCUUCAGCACCUCUCCCACCACGCCUCCCCCAUCCCCCUGACCUCCCACCCCUCCAGCGUGCAGCCUGCUGGCCUGAGCAGCACCUCGGGGCUCCUGGCCCUCUCAGGGGCUCUGAUGGCACAGGCUCAGCUGGCCACCAAGGAGGACAGAGUGGCCCAGGAUGGGGAGAGCAGAGAGCGCUCCCCGAGCCGGAGUGGUUCUGCUUCCCCUCCUGAGAGCCUGCAGCAGGAGGAGGAGCGGCAGGGGGGCGCUGGGCUGAAGAGGAAACGAGAGGAGAAGGAGCCCCCGGGGCAUUACGACAGCGAUGGGGACAAGAGUGACUACAACCUGGUGGUGGAUGAGGACCCCAGCUCAGAGCCUGGCAGCCCCAGCCUGGUGCCCAGCAGCCGGCUGCUGCCAGCGCACCGGGAGGUGCCCGAGAGCCCGACCUCUGCCACCUCCAGCCGCAGCCCCACGCCACUCAAGCCCAAGGACCAGGCUCUGCCUGACCCUCCAGCCAGCACUGCCACCUCCAAGCCCUCCUCUUCCUCCCCACCCCAGGACUCCCUCACACCCGGCCCGGGGCCAAGCUCAGCUGCCCUGCUCCGGCAGCCCCCAGGCAAGGCACCGACCAGCGACAGCAUCACUCUCCGCAGCCCUCUGAGCAUCUCCAGCCCCUACUCCUCCUCCUUUGGGAUGAUGUCUCAUGCCACCCUCAACGGGGAGCUGCCAGCCCCCAGCAUGUACCUGGGCAUCCACCUCUCCCCACAGGUCAGCAGUGCUGUGAUGUACGGCCGGUCCCCCAUGGUGGCUUUUGAGUCUCACCCUCACUUGAGGGCUUCCUCCAUCUCCUCUUCACUCCCCAGCAUCCCUGGGGGGAAACCUGCCUACUCCUUCCACGUCAGCGCGGAUGGGCAGAUGCAGCCUGUGCCCUUCCCUCCCGAUGCCCUCCUGGGCUCGGGCAUCCCCCGGCACGCACGGCAGCUGCACACCCUGAGCCACGGAGAGGUGGUUUGUGCUGUCACCAUCAGCAGCUCCACCCAGCACGUCUACACCGGGGGCAAGGGCUGUGUGAAGGUGUGGGACGUGGGGCAGCCGGGCACCAAGACAGCCGUGGCUCAGCUGGACUGCCUGAACCGCGACAACUACAUCCGCUCCUGCAAGCUGCUGCCCGACGGCCGCAGCCUGAUCGUGGGGGGGGAGGCCAGCACCCUCUCCAUCUGGGACCUGGCAGCCCCCACGCCCCGCAUCAAGGCCGAGCUCACCUCCUCUGCCCCUGCCUGCUAUGCCCUGGCCAUCAGCCCCGACGCCAAAGUCUGCUUCUCCUGCUGCAGCGACGGCAACAUCGUGGUGUGGGACCUGCAGAACCAGACGCUGGUCAGGCAGUUUCAGGGCCACACAGACGGUGCCAGCUGCAUUGACAUCUCCAACUAUGGCACCAAGCUGUGGACAGGGGGCCUGGACAACACAGUGAGGUGCUGGGACCUGCGGGAAGGGCGCCAGCUUCAGCAGCACGACUUCAGCUCCCAGAUCUUCUCCCUGGGCCACUGCCCGACAGGAGAGUGGCUGGCAGUGGGCAUGGAGAGCAGCAAUGUGGAGAUCCUGCAUGUCACCAAACCAGACAAGUACCAGCUGCACCUCCACGAGAGCUGUGUCCUCUCCCUCAAAUUCGCCUCCUGCGGGAAGUGGUUUGUGAGCACGGGGAAGGACAACCUGCUGAACGCCUGGCGGACUCCUUACGGUGCCAGCAUCUUCCAGUCUAAAGAGUCCUCAUCAGUGCUGAGCUGUGACAUCUCCAUCAACGACAAAUUCAUCGUUACAGGCUCUGGUGACAAGAAGGCCACAGUCUAUGAGGUGGUUUAUUGAGCCCCCCCCUUCUCUUUGCCACCUUCCUUUUGCCCAACAGGGAAGGAGCCAACCCUUGCUCAAAGCUGAUGGAGACCUGUGCUGGGCCAGCUGCCCCCCAGCCCUCCUCUCCUCCUGCUCUCAGGGUCCCAGCCCUGCUCCCCUGCCCUGGUCACAGAGGUGAAGGGGAGAGCUGGGGCUGAGAGCUCAUGGGCAGGGGUGCCCUCAAGCUGGGCAGAGCCCACUCUGGGUGGCCUGUGGCCUCUCUGUGAGGGCAAGAUGAGGCCAAGAGUGACUGGGGAGAGUGGUGAUCCCAAAUUACUGCUACUGGCUUAAUGGCAGGAGCAGCUGUAAA
Messenger RNA from Indicator indicator, 2557 nucleotides. It is a transcript of the gene TLE2, whose product is annotated as TLE family member 2, transcriptional corepressor. Lineage: Eukaryota; Metazoa; Chordata; Aves; Piciformes; Indicatoridae. The record is from RefSeq and is a predicted model, not a curated record. The transcript has 20 exons. Gene Ontology annotation, molecular function: protein binding; transcription corepressor activity. Gene Ontology annotation, biological process: regulation of DNA-templated transcription; negative regulation of canonical Wnt signaling pathway. The coding region runs from base 1 to 2223 and encodes 740 amino acids. Gene Ontology annotation, cellular component: nucleus; transcription regulator complex.